AACAAUCGACCGACAAGAACGAGCACCUCAACCUCUCACCAUUUGUCAAAAACGCGGUUAAGUGCGUGAUUGUAAUUCCGCAACUUGAAAAAGUGGAAAAACAUCGGUUUUUAUCUACGGUUCUGUAUUGAAAAAGUGGCAAAGCACUUGUGAACAAGUGAUCAUCGAAUGGUAACAUGUCUCGCUAUAUGCAAAGACCGGAAAACGCCCUAAAACGGGCGAAUGAGUUCAUCGAAGUUGGAAAACCGGCCCGGGCACUGGACACCUUGCAGGAAGUUUUUCGUAUAAAAAAAUGGACGUACACCUGGUCGGAAUCCGUGAUUGAACCCAUCAUGUUCAAAUAUUUGGAUUUAUGCGUGGAGUUGAAAAAGUCGCACAUCGCGAAGGAAGGUUUAUUUCAAUACCGGAAUAUGUUCCAGCUGGUGAACGUAGGAUCAUUGGAGAAUGUUAUACGAGGCUAUCUGAAGAUGGCCGAGGAAAGAACGGAAGCUGCCCAACAACAGUCAUCGCAGGCGAUACUAGAAAUUGACGACGAUUUGGACAAUUUGGCUACCCCGGAGUCGAUUUUAAUGAGCGCAGUUUGUGGUGAAGAUGCUCAAGAUCGUUCUGAUCGAACAAUUUUGCUUCCGUGGGUUAAGUUUCUCUGGGAAAGCUAUUGCCAAUGCUUGGAGUUGUUAAAGGUAAACUCCCAUUGCGAGAACUUGUAUCACGAUAUUGCGAAAAUGGCUUUUCAAUUUUGCCUCAAGUACAACCGUAAAAUGGAAUUCCGAAAACUCUGUGAGAAACUGCGCAAGCAUUUGGAAGAUAUUUGUAAAGUCAGUUCGCAAACGGCUAAUGUUAGUAUUUCUAAACCGGAAACUCAGCAGUUGAAUUUGGACACCCGUUUGCAUCAGCUUGAUUGUGCUAUUCAAAUGGAACUGUGGUUAGAAGCGUACAAAGCUAUUGAGGACAUACAUGGUUUGAUGACUCUUUCGAAAAAGACUCCUAUGCCGAAAACAAUGGCCCUGUAUUACCAAAAGCUAGCCAUGGUAUUCUGGAAAGCCGGAAACCAAUUAUUCCAUGCUGCUGCCUUGUUGAAAUUGUUCCAACUGUCGAGGGACAUGAAAAAAAAUGUUACCCAAGAGGAAAUUCAACGCAUGACUUCUCAUGUUCUUAUUGCUACAUUGGCAAUUCCUCUACCAUCAGCUCACCCCGAAUUUGAUCGAUUCAUUGAAACUGACAAGAGUCCGUUGGAAAAAGCACAAAAACUAGCUGUUUUGCUGGGUUUGCAGCAACCGCCGUCUAGAGUUUCGUUGCUCAAAGAACUCGUACGUUUGAACGUGCUGCAACUGGCCGCUCCACAAUUCCAAAAUUUGCACCGCUGGUUAGAGGUAGAAUUCGAUCCUCUAAACCUCUGCUCGCACGUUCAAGGUGUAAUUGACGAAAUUACCGCAGAUGAGAACAGUCCUUAUACGCAGUACACCCAAGCCCUCCAGGACGUAACUUUAGUUCGAUUGGUGCGUCAAGUUUCGCAAGUCUAUCAAUCGAUCGAGUUUUCUCGUUUUUUGGCUUUGGCUAAGUUUGCCAACAGUUUUUAUUUGGAACGCAUUUUGGUCGAUUGUGUACGUCACAAUGACAUGCAGAUUACGAUUGAUCAUCGUAAUCACAGUGUUCACUUUGGAACGGAUUUGAGUGAAAGCCAGCGGGAAGAUCAUCCAGAUGGGCCAACUUUACAGUCAAUGCCAUCGGAACAGGUUCGAUCGCAGCUCGUUAACAUGUCGGUAGUGUUGCAUCGUGCUAUAGCUGCUAUAAAUCCCAACAGGAAGAAGGCCGAACGGGAGCGAUUGCGAACACAAAUGGUCAAGAGUUACGAAGAAAACAUGGUCAAAGAGCAUCAGCGUAUUCUGCAGCGACAGAAAAAGAUUGAGGAUCGCAAGGAGUACAUCGAACGUGUCAACUUAGAACGUGAAGAAGAGGAGCAGCGCCAACAGGAGGAAGCAGCUCGCCAGUUGAAGCUUGCCGAAAAGCACCGUUUGGAGCAGGAGAACGCGGAGCGCGAGAGGAAGCGUCAACAGAAUGAAAUCCAGAUGAUCAACGAACGUAACAUGAAGGAAAAGAUUGACAAGAUCAAACAAACUGCUACCGGACAGAAGAUGCUAAAAAAAUACGACGAGGAGGAUAUUAAAAAAAUGAAUGCUGAGGAAAUCGCUACCCGGGAGGCGGAAGAGCGCCAGAAAGAGCGUAAGGCACAUGACAACAAUCUGAAGUCACAGGAAAAGAAAAUCGACUACUUCGAGCGGGCUAAGCGGCUGGAAGAGAUCCCGUUGAUUGAGAAAUAUCUGGAGACUAAGCUUGUACAAGACAAAGAAUUCUGGGAGAAACAGGAGGCAUCUCGCAUUGAGGCGGCCAUUGCUGAGCGCAAGAACGCAGAGGCAGUUCAGGAACGGCUGAGGCGUAUGCAGCCCGAUCGCGAAAUUUUCUGGCAGAAGCUUAAGGGUGAGCGAAGCAAUCAGUUUGCAGAGAAACUAAAGGUAUUUAAUGCCAACCUGGAGGAAGAACGGAAACGGCGACUUGCGGAGCGAGUACUGCGACGUUGUGAAGAACGCCGUCAGCAAUGGCUUAAGGAAAAGGAGGAAGAACGUCGGCGGGUAGAGGAAGAGGCGCGCAAACAGAAGGAAGAAGAGGAGCGUCUUCUAAGAAAGAAACGUGAAGAAGAAGAGAAAGAAAGAGGACGUCUAUUGUACGAGAAGCAACAAGCCAAGCAUGAAGAGGAGAAAAAAAUAGCUGAAGAACGAGCAUCAAUGCGGGAAAAAGAAUCAUGGAGAGAUCGAAGGGGUGGGGAAACAUCAACAGCAUCUACAACUGCCGCCUCAACAUCCGAUACAAAACAAGACUCUGACUGGAGAGCAGCUGGACCCAAGGAACCGAGUGAGGACAACACUAGAAAAGGCAUAUGGCAACCCAGCUUCCAAGCAAGAGGCCGGGGUGCUGGUGCUGGUGCUGGUUUGGAGAGACGUGGGGCAGGUGAAGAUAGGGACAAAUGGCAUCGCAAUGAAGACACUAAAGAAGAUCGUUAUGCACCACGUCGAGGAGGAGAUGACCGUGGUCCGAUUCGGCGAGGUGGAGACGAUCGGGAUGAUCGCGGCCCUAACAGACGUGGUGAUCGAUUGCGUGAUGGUGAACGUGGCCCUGGACUACGUCGUGAUGGCGAUCGGGAUCGUGGAGAUCGACGAGACUUCGGAAACCGGGAUCGACGUGAUGACCGAUUAGGCCCGCGACGUGAUGGAGAUCGUGAUCGUGCAGGUGAGUCGUGGCGCAGAGGCCCUCAGGAUGAUCAAGGCCGUGGCGGUGACGACUGGAGAGGCGGAUCUCGUCAGGAUACGGCCAAACCGAAGGAAGAACGUCGCGAAGAGCGACCAAAAGAAGCAUCGCGUAACACUGGCUCUGACGAGGAUGGAUGGCAAAACGUGAAGCAUCGUUAAGAUAAAGUUCACUCACGACAGUUAACUACAUCGAUUAUUGUCCAUUCAAAUAUACUAUAGCGUCGUAGAUUUUAUGCCGCUCAAUGUUUCAAUUUUUUAUUAUUAAACAAAUAAUCUAACAGAGCGGUAAGUAUGCUGUUUAUCAAUUUUUUGUUUAAACUUUCAAACUAGCUAAAAAUGAUUCAUUUUGCUUAGUUCAAGAUAAGCUAUUAUAAUGCACAGUCUUUAAACUCAAAUAGCAAACCAUAUAUACCUACAACACAUUAGGGAUAGUGCUAUGCAGGUAUGCUAUAACGAUUCGUUUUAUAUCCAGCAUGCAGCUUGUAGAGUACAUAUGGUGAAUACAAGUACAGCAUAAAACUAACUAUUAAUUCUAUAAUAAAGUGAUCAUGGGAACUCAA
Molecule: messenger RNA, 3862 nt
Organism: Wyeomyia smithii (pitcher-plant mosquito)
Lineage: Eukaryota; Metazoa; Arthropoda; Insecta; Diptera; Culicidae
Gene: eIF3a
Product: eukaryotic translation initiation factor 3 subunit A
Exons: 5
Coding region: 177-3461 (1094 amino acids)
Biological process (GO): translation reinitiation; formation of cytoplasmic translation initiation complex
Cellular component (GO): eukaryotic translation initiation factor 3 complex, eIF3e; multi-eIF complex; eukaryotic translation initiation factor 3 complex, eIF3m
Molecular function (GO): translation initiation factor activity; mRNA binding
Source: RefSeq, a predicted model, not a curated record